Messenger RNA from Botrytis porri, 1428 nucleotides. RefSeq lists its product as uncharacterized. The coding region runs from base 1 to 1428 and encodes 475 amino acids. The transcript has 3 exons. Lineage: Eukaryota; Fungi; Ascomycota; Leotiomycetes; Helotiales; Sclerotiniaceae. The record is from RefSeq and is a predicted model, not a curated record.
AUGAAUGUUUUUAGGUUCACAAAUUGCCAAAAUGAAGUUGAAUCUCGUGCCAAGGCGCAGGAUUUCGCUUCCAAGUUUCCUGAUCCCAAUACUCUCGUCCUUUAUUCCACACUUACCUUCUGUCGGAGAUUCUGUCACGAUUAUUCUCAAGCGGAAAUCGACGGGUGGACACGCAACAUAUUGUGGCACGCUAGAACUGUCAGAGGAACUAUCCUCAGAUCACCCAGUUUACUUGACUCCAAGGAGGCUCUCAGCUUCAAAAUACUCGAACGCUUUCAAAAGUAUUUCCUCCCUCAAUAUGAACACUUUAUGCGAGCCCUAGACCUUAGUAAACAAGUAAAACCUCGAAUUGUAUUUAACAUGAAUCCUUACUGUCUGGAGGAACUACCUGACUUUAUCAUCGAAGUGGGAUUCGAGCUGUGGCGGCUGGACGAAGAUGGACACCCUGUUUACAAACUCUGCAGAUGUGCCUUCUUUGCACAAGAACCAUUGACAAUCUCCCCUUCACAAUUUCUCAUCAUGUCCAGCGAAUCUGCUCUAGCCGAGAAAAUCAUGCAACAACUUUACUGCGAUGGAUCCGAAGAUUUUUUUUCCAGCGAUCAAUGGCCAAUACAUCAUGUGAAGCAACGCAAGAACAAUAAUAGCAAUAUCGACUUCCGACUCACCGUCAAACCUCCUACGUCAACCCCCAAACUCUCCGCAAAAGAACCCGGACUCUGGAUAAACUAUUUCCGGGACCCUUCAGCCCCAAGAUUAUGCCCUCCUCCAACUUCGGUCACGAAAGAAGAUGCAGAACACUUUAAUCUUCUACAAACCAUCAAAAAUUACUAUAUGAGUCACCAGGUUGAGAUUACCGAUAACGACACCAUAAUCCAUGUCCUACAUACCUACUCCGAAGUUUUAGUUAGAUCCGAAUAUCGCACGGUCGAUUGUUUUCGCCUAUCAAAUAUAAAAAAUUCUGGCUUUCCCAAUGCUAUUGUAGCACUAUACCAUGUCAAAACUCCAGAAAUUGGGGAGCCUUACUUCGACCGUGCUCUUUUUGUCCAGGAGCCUCUUAAAAAAGUUCUCAAAAAUUCUCCAGCAAAAGAACAGCAACUUAAAGCUCGCUUUCUAUCAAUAGCAGAGGAUUUGGAAGAAGAGAUUUCGCGCCGCUUUUAUGUACCUAGUGGACAAAAUGGCGGACCUUUGUAUGGACAGUAUGUUCAAAAAGAGGAGUUGGGUAGUGUGGAUAUUAAGCAAGUCGAUCAAGGAAGGGAGCAUCUGGGAACGGGAGAACGGAAGCAUGAACCUCCUCGACCAAGAUUGACAACGGAAGAAUGGGAGCGUAAUAAUAUUGCUCUGAGACAUAUAGUGGAGGAGAGACGGCUUUAUGUGGAAUGCUUUGUGGAGUCUCACGAAAGUUCUGCGGGUAUGAGAAACUCGGGAUGA